Saxophila tyrrhenica is the source of this 735-nucleotide messenger RNA. RefSeq lists its product as uncharacterized. Gene Ontology annotation, biological process: rRNA processing. Lineage: Eukaryota; Fungi; Ascomycota; Dothideomycetes; Mycosphaerellales; Extremaceae. Gene Ontology annotation, cellular component: small-subunit processome; nucleolus. Bases 1 to 735 code for a protein of 244 amino acids. The record is from RefSeq and is a predicted model, not a curated record. The transcript has a single exon.
AUGUCCACCCUUCGCAACACCAUCCAACGGCGCAACCAUCGCGAGCGUGCCCAGCCCCUCGAACGCCAAAAAUGGGGUAUUCUCGAGAAACCCAAGGACUACAAGCUUCGCGCCGCCGACCACAAGGUCAAGAAGCGCAAGAUCAAGACCUUGCAGCAGAAGGCGGCCGAGCGCAACGAUGAUGAGUUCUACUUCGGCAUGAUGAGCAACCAGAGUCAGGGCGGGGUGAAGGUGGCGCAGCGAGGGAACAACAAGGUGCUCGGGGAGGAGGUGGUGAAGUUGAUGAAGACGCAGGAUGUUGGGUAUUUGAGGACGGUGUUGCAGCAGACAAGGAGGGAGCGGGAGCGAGUGGGGAGGGAAGUCAUAAGCGGGCAGGUCGGUGUCGAGGUUGCGAGGCCUGUGGGUGGCGGGAAGAGGGUGCUGUUUGGCGAGGACGGAGAGGCUGUCGAGGGUGCUGGUACGCUAAAUCCAAGAGGCGCCGACGCGGAAGAGUGGGUGUCGAGUGACGAGGAAGAGGGCGAUGCGUCAGACGCUGGAAAGCCUUCGGGUCAGGAACGAAAAAAGCGGAAGAAGCAGGAUGCGCGGCGGAAGAAGCUACAGGCGCUUGAAGAACGGGAGCGUGAUAUGGCGGCUGCGCUACACGAAGUCGAGAUGCAGAGGGCGAAGAUGAAUGGCACUGUUGGUGGGGUGAACAAGAACGGGGUGAAGUUCAAAGUGCGAGAGCGGAAGCGAUGA